Molecule: messenger RNA, 321 nt
Organism: Rangifer tarandus platyrhynchus (Svalbard reindeer)
Lineage: Eukaryota; Metazoa; Chordata; Mammalia; Artiodactyla; Cervidae
Source: the annotation of a GenBank genome assembly
AUGUGGACACAAAUGCCCGACAGGCUGACGGUGGUCAUCUUCAACCCUGGCCUGGAGCCCGCUGUCCCCUCCGCCAGCGCCACGCCCGCAGCGCCUGCACCCCGCCCCGUGGAGACUGGACCCUCCAGUGUGGUCCGAGAGCUGCAGGUGGAGUCAGUGCAGGGCCGGUCCUCUCUCGGUGACUGGCCUCCCAGCUCUGACCCCCGGGGGUCCAACAUCAGGGCAGGCGGCACAGGAGGGGCUGUGGAGAUGGUCACCCGGCUUCUCUGUCCCCAGCAGGGUCCCUACGCCACUGUGACCCCAGACAGGCCCCUCCUGUGA